Messenger RNA from Lactuca sativa (garden lettuce), 3006 nucleotides. RefSeq lists its product as uncharacterized. The record is from RefSeq and is a predicted model, not a curated record. Lineage: Eukaryota; Viridiplantae; Streptophyta; Magnoliopsida; Asterales; Asteraceae. Gene Ontology annotation, molecular function: zinc ion binding.
AAAGAUGAGUUCCUAAAUACUCUCACAGACGAAGCGCUUGACGAAUGCACCAUACCUGAGAUAAACCUAAAUGAUUUUGAAGGAAUGUCGGAAGAUGAAGCACCGCAGGAAAAGCAGAGUGAUAGUGAGGGUGACGAUGAAGACAAAUUUCAGUUUCAAUACUCAACCCAUGAUCCAAAGGUGAAAUGGAAUAAUAUGAAGCCAGUUCUUGGAGAGAGGUAUGAAUCACCACACCAACUAAAGCUUUGUUUGACAAAUUACUCUAUAAGUAGGGGUUAUCCAAUUAGGUUCAAGAAAUGUGAUAGUGUAAGGCUCGUGGCUGUAUGUGCAAGUGACCCUGAGAAAUUUCAAUGUCCUUUUGUGGUAAGGGCCUCAUGGAUGAGCACUGAAAGAACAUUCCAAAUCAAAAAAAUGGUUGAGCAACAUACCUGUGUUAGGAAUUUCCGUAGUGCUAAUCUUAUGGAUCCCACAUGGAUAGCUAGGCAGUUUCUGAAGGAGAUGAUUAGGAAACCAAAUCUGAAAUGUAAGGAAAUGCAAGCUAUUAUUCAAAGCAGGUUCCAUUGCAAGGUUUCAUGGUCAAAAUGUUAUAGAGCAAAGUGUAGGGCAAUUUCUUUAAUAGAUGGAAAGUUGAGUGAUCACUAUGCAAAGGUUUGGGAUUAUGGACAUGAAUUGAUGAGGUCCAAUCCAGGGAGUACAAUUCAAAUAUCUGUCACUGUAAACCCUGAUAACACUACUACUUUCCAUAGAAUGUAUACAUGUUUUAAGGCUAUCAAAGAAGGAUGGAAAGUUGGUUGUCGAAGAGUUAUAGGGCUUGAUGGGAGUUUUUUGAAAGGACAAUGUAAAGGUGAGCUGCUAACUGCCAUAGGGAGGGAUGCAAAUAACCAUGUGUAUCCCAUUGCUUGGGCAGUAGUUGAAAUUGAGAACAAGCCCAACUGGCAAUGGUUCUUGGAACUAUUACAUGAUGACCUGGAAUUACAAGGAGGCUUGGAUUUGUGUGUUAUUUCUGAUCAACACAAGGUAAUGUUUUCAAUUAUCUCCUUUUUUUCAUUUCAUUUAUACAUGGAUCAAGUAGUUAGUAAUGAUAUUUUUUAAUGUAAUUGAUAGGGUCUUUUGGAAGCUGUAAAGGUUGUAUUGCCACGUGUGGAGCACAAACAAUGUGCAAGACAUGUGUAUGCAAAUUUCAGAAAGGUCUUCAGUGGUAUAGAGUUCAAGAAUAUGUUUUGGACAGUUGCCAAGUCAACUGUUGAAGGAGACUUCAAAUUGAAUAUGGAGAAGAUCAAAGAAGUCAAUCCUGCUGCUUAUGAUCAUUUGAUGGCAAGGGAGCCUAAAUCUUGGUGCCGGGCAUUUUUUAAAGGUGGAAUGGCAUGUGAGGCUGUUGAAAAUGGAAUGACAGAGUGUUUUAAUGCCAUCAUACUUGAUGCCAAAAAGAAGCCUUUGUUGGCCAUGCUUGAGGAGAUUAGACCGUAUAUGAUGGAAAGGUUAUUUAACUUGAAGCAAGAAGCACGUAAAUGGGUGAAUAAUGUGUGUCCAGGAGCUAUUAAGAAAAUGGAUGAGUUUGCUUUUGAUAUCAAGACUUGGUAUGUUCAUCCUAGUGGUUUGAAUGCUUUUGAAGUGAGAAAUGGCUUCCACUCAUAUGGAGUGAACUUAGAGGGGAUGUACUGUACAUGCAGACUUUGGGAGUUAUCUGGGAUCCCUUGUGUCCAUGCACAAGCAACCAUAGUUUACACACAACAGGAUCCAGCUAGAUUCAUCAGCACAUGGUUUGGUAAGGACAAGUUCUUAAGUGCUUAUGAGUCUAACAUCCUUCCUGUUAAUGGCAGUAAUAUGUGGGAACCAACACCUUACACCAAACCACUACCACCUAUUGAAAGAAGGAUGCCAGGAAGGCCUUGUAUGAAAAGGAAAAGACAUGUCUCUGAGCAUCAAGACAGGUUUUCCCAAGUCUCCUCUAAGGGUAGAACUGUCCAAUGUCAGAAUUGUAUGCAAAUGGGGCACAAGAAAGUGUCUUGCAAGAAUCCCUCAGUCCAACCAACACCAAAGCCUAAGAAUAAAAUAGGAAGGCCAAGGUUGAAUCCAGAAUUGACCAAUUGCACUAGACUUGGGAGAGGUGGUGGAAGAGGUGGUAGAAGAGGUGGAAGAGGUGGUGGAAGAGGUGGUAGAAGAGGGGGUAGAAGUGGUGGAAGAGGGUCUACCAGUGUUUAUGAAGAAGGUGAAAGUUCUGGGAAAAAAGAACCUGGGAUUGAGACUCAAUUUUUCACCCAAACAACACCUAAUGUUGAGAGUCAAUUUGUCACCCAAACAGCACCUACUGUUGACAGUGACCAUGUAUCAGAAACACAGGAAGUUGAUGUUAACAUUGAUGAUGAAGGUGAUGGUAUUGAUAUGGCUGACCUGGAUCAAAUAAUGAGUGAUUUGAGUUACCUUAGAGAGUCAAAAUACAGUGAAGCAGAGAUCCUUAUGUGUCUUAAUAUCACCCAAUCACAACUGAGAGGAUUUGAUGCUUUAAUUCACCAAUCCAAACAAGCUGCAAAGGAAACACAUGAGGACAAUGGUGAAGAUGUACCAGAAACACAGGAGGACAAUGGUGAAGAUGGAGCUGAAGAAUCACAGGAGGACAAUGAUGAAGAUGGAGCUGAAGAAUCACAGGAGGAGGGUGUUGAUGAUACUCAAGUUAGGGUUAGAACUCAAGUCAGAGUUAGAACAAGAAAAACUUCUGAAAGGAUCACCAAAAACAUGUUGAAGAAAAUUGUGAUUGACAAGAAAGGAAAAUGAAUGGCUCCAGAAAAACCACUUAAUUUGGAUUAGAUUGGUUAGGAUUUAAGCAGUUAUAUGGGCUACUUGGGCAACUUUGUUAGGAAGCCCUUUUUGGUAAAUUUGUUAAUAUGCCCUUUCUUUUGUAAACAAUAUACAAUAUGGCUGCAUUGUUAACACUUUGGGACUUCAGAUUGGGCAAAUUUGUUAGGAAGCCCUUUUUGGUAAAUUUGUUAAUAGGGAUAUGCCCUUUCU